CCGCUGCUUCCUCUCUCAAAACUUCUUGUUUUCUUCUCCUUCUUCAGUCUUCCCUCAUCUCUGUAAGAGUAUUGAUUAAGCUUUUUACACUUGCGCUUGUAGGACGAUGAUAGAACAAAAUGUCUAGGCUAAGCAAAGACAUUGAUUCAGCGUUCCAAGGUGUUGGAACUAAAGGUGGCUUGGAGGUUUGGUGCAUCUAUAAUGAUCAGCUUGUAUCGAUCCCCAAGUCUUCUUUCGGAAGAUUCCACUCUGGAAAUGCUUACCUUCUUCUCAGCACGGCUUUGCGGAAGAUAGGAUCUCCCCACUAUGACAUUCACUACUGGCUAGGAAAUGAUGCAACUGAGGUGGAGUCAGUGUUGGCAUCUGACAAAGCACUAGAGUUAGAUGCAGCACUUGGAUGUUGUACGGUGCAAUACCGUGAAGUUCAAGGUGAAGAGACUGAGAAGUUCCUCUCCUACUUCAAACCUUGUAUCAUACCUGUUGAAGGGAAGUAUUCACCACAAAUUGGUUUGGCCGACGAGACAUACAAUAUCACCUUGCUAAUGUGCAAAGGAGACCAUGCUGUUCGAGUUAAAGAGGUGCCUUUUCUACGGUCGUCACUGAACCAUGAAGAUGUUUUUGUUCUUGAUACUGCAUCAAAAAUCUUCCUCUUUGCCGGUUGCAACUCAAGCACUCAGGAGAAAGCUAAAGCCCUAGAGGUUGUGGAAUACAUAAAGGAUAACAAGCAUGCAGGAAGAUGUCAGGUCGCCACUAUCGAGGAUGGAAAGUUUUUAGGUGAUUCAGAUGCUGGUGAGUUCUGGACUUUCUUUGGUGGUUAUGCUCCCAUUCCAAAGCUUUCACCUUCUACCUCACAAGAACAGACUCCAACUACAUGUGCAAAAUUGUUAUGGAUAGAUACUAGGGGGAAUCUUCAUCCAACUGAAACAAGUUCUUUGAGCAAAGACAUACUUGAGAAGAACAAAUGCUACAUGCUGGACUGUGAGAGGGAAGUAUUCGUUUGGAUGGGAAGAAACACAUCACUCACAGAAAAGAAGACAUCCAUUUCUUCCUCAGAAGAGUUUCUACGAAAUGAGGGACGCUCGACCAGCACUAGUCUAGUACUUCUAACAGAAGGACUAGAAAAUGCUAGAUUCAGAUCGUUUUUUGAUACGUGGCCUCAGACAGCAGAGUCUAGCCUUUACAAUGAAGGUCGAGAAAAAGUGGCAGCAAUGUUUAAACAGAAGGGAUAUGAUGUGGAGGAGUUUUCUGAUGAAGAAGAUGAGCCUCUUUAUACAAACAGUCGAGACGCCUUGAAGGUUUGGCGUGUGGAUGGUGAUGAUGUCUCGCUUCUCUCCAUUGAUGACCAGACAAAGCUGUUUAGCGGCGAUUGCUAUAUUGUGCAGUAUAAAUAUACUUACAAUGAAAGAAACCAAUAUCUAUUAUAUGUAUGGAUAGGUUGCGAAAGCAUGGAGGAAGAUAGAACUGAUGCCAUAUCUAAUGCUAGUGCCAUUGUUUCUUCAACCAAGUGUGAAUCUGUAAUGUGUCAUGUAUACCAAGGCAACGAACCUGCUCGCUUUUAUUCAAUGUUCCAGUCACUAGUUGUUUUCAAGGGUGGUUUGAGUAAACGGUACAAAAUGUUUCUAGUGGAGAAUGCUAACAAAGAUGAAAGCAAGGCUUCUCUUUUCCGUGUUCAAGGGACAAUCCGAAAGAGCAUGCAAGCAAUUCAAGUUAAUCUAGCAGCAACCUCCUUGAACUCAUCCUACUGUUACAUUUUACAAAAUGAAGAUUCUGUCUUCACUUGGAUUGGGAACCGUACCUCAGACUCUGAUCAUGAUGUUCUUGACAGAAUGCUAUAUAUCCUUGAUUCAUCUAGGCAACUCAUAUCAACGAGGGAAGGAAAUGAAGCAGACACAUUUUGGGAUUUGCUAGGUGGGAAGGCAGAGUACCCAAAAGAAAAGGAAAUGAGGAAACAAAUAGAAGAACCACAUUUAUUUACAUGUUCCUUUAAUUCAGAUGUACUCAAGGUGAAAGAGAUAUACAAUUUUGUGCAAGACGAUUUAACUACUGAAGACGUGUUACUGCUGGACUGCCAAACUGAAGUGUAUGUUUGGAUUGGAUUAAACUCAAACACAAAGUCGAAGCAACAAGCUCUUACUCUUGGUCUGAAAUUUGUAGAAAUGGACAUUCUGGAGGAAGGUUUAACCGUGAGGACUCCUGUGUAUGUUGUCACAGAAGGCCACGAACCACCAUUUUUCACCCGUUUCUUUGAUUGGGUUCCUGAAAAGGCAAACAUGCAUGGUAACUCAUUUGAAAGGAAGCUUGCUAGCCUGAAAGGAAAGGAGCCAGUCAAUAAGAGAUCUAGUGGAAGCCCCUGGAGAUCAGACUCAAAGGAGAAGGCAUCACGUGGUUCACGAAGUCGGUCAAAUGGUAGGACAAAUGGGUCAGAGCGAGGAGUAUCAUCUUGCUCCAGCGAAAAUUUUCAAAUUGUGAGCUCUUCAGAAGGCAGAGAAAGCAGCAUUGUUUCCACUCCAGUUGUCAAGAAGCUUUUCUCAGAAUCUCCUUCAGUGGAUACCAACAGUGUAUCGACGAGCUCAAAUUCAGACAUAUCUAAAGAGAAUCCACUGGGAGGAAUCAAUGUGGAUCUCAGUCUAGAGUCACUUGCAUAUUCAUACGAACAGCUUAGAGUUGAUUCUCAGGAGCCAGUGACAAAUAUAGACGCAACAAGAAGAGAGGCGUACUUAACAGAGGAAGAGUUUGAAGAAAGAUUCGAAAUGACAAAACCAAAGUUCUAUGCACUUCCGAAAUGGAAACAGAACAAACUCAAAAUGUCUCUCCGUCUUUUUUAAGAAAGACCUUUGGAUCAAGACAUGUUUUAGUGUAACUAAUGUUUCUAUUUAGUGCAGUGACCUCCCUGGUAUAAGUUGAUGCUUGUUCCUUACAAAACCAAAGUGGCACCUAAAUAUUUGAGAGUAUAUCUAUUGGAAGUCUUGAACUUCAUAAUUUUGACAAGAAUAGCAAUAAAC
Messenger RNA from Eruca vesicaria subsp. sativa (arugula), 3002 nucleotides. The record is from the annotation of a GenBank genome assembly. Lineage: Eukaryota; Viridiplantae; Streptophyta; Magnoliopsida; Brassicales; Brassicaceae.